Messenger RNA from Myotis davidii, 1264 nucleotides. RefSeq names its product leukocyte immunoglobulin-like receptor subfamily A member 6. Lineage: Eukaryota; Metazoa; Chordata; Mammalia; Chiroptera; Vespertilionidae. Gene Ontology annotation, biological process: cytokine-mediated signaling pathway. The record is from RefSeq and is a predicted model, not a curated record. Gene Ontology annotation, molecular function: inhibitory MHC class I receptor activity. The transcript is spliced from 4 exons. Bases 102 to 1145 code for a protein of 347 amino acids.
GCCCAGGGGGAAGUUAGGGAGGUCUUAGCCCAUGUAACACACUGCCUCUUCCUUUCCUAGGAUCCUACAGCAGACCCACCCUCUCAGCCCAGCCCAGCCCUAUGAUGACCUCAGGAGGGAACGUGACCCUCAAGUGUGGCUCAUGGCAGGGAUUUGGCAGGUUCAUUCUGACUAAGGAAGGAGAUCACAGGCUCUCCUGGUCCCUGAACUCACAGACACACCUCAGUGGGCAGUACCAGGCCCUGUUCACUGUGGGCCCAGUGAACUCCAGCCACAGGUGGACGUUCAGAUGCUAUGGCUGUUUCAGGGACAAGCCCCACGUGUGCUCACAACCCAGUGACCCCCUGGAGCUCCUGGUCUCAGGGACCUCCCCCAAACCAACACUCUGGGCUGAGCCAGGACUAGUGAUCCCACGGGAGAAGCCCCUGACCAUCUCCUGUCAGGGGACCCCAGAAGCUGAGGAGUACCGUCUGGAUAAAGAGGGAAGCCCACCAUCAUGGAAAAGAGAGAAGCCACUGAAGCCCGGAGACAAGGUGAUGUUCUCCAUCACACACAUGACAGAGGGUGAUGCUGGGAGAUAUCGCUGUUACUCUCUCAGCCCUGAUGGCUGGUCAGAGCCCAGUGACCCCCUGGAGCUGGUGGUGACAGGAGCCUACAGCAAACCCAGCCUCUCAGCCCUGCCCAGCCCUGUCGUGCCAUCAGGAGGAAAAGUGACCCUCCAGUGUGGCUCAGGCCAAGGAUUUGAUGGGUUCAUUCUGACUAAGGAAGGAGAUCACAGGCUCUUCUGGACACUGGACUCACAGGGACAGCCCAGUGGGCAGUUCCAGGCUCUGUUCUCCAUCGGCCCCGUGACCCCCAGCGACAGAGGCCCAUUCAGAUGCUAUGGCUAUGACAGGUACAGGCCCCAGGUGUGGUCACACCCGAGUGAACCCCUGGAGCUCCUGGUCUCAGGUAAGUCUCAGAAGCCCUCCCUCCUGACCCAGCAGGGCCCCAUCAUGGCCUCUGGACAGAGCCUGACCCUCCAGUGUUGCUCUGAUGUCGGCUAUGACAGAUUCUCUCUGCACAAGGAGGGAGAACAGGACCUCCCCCAGAGCCUUGUCCUGCAGCCCCAGGCACACCUCCCCCUGGACACUCAGAGAGGCUGACCGGGUUGGGGGGUAUAUAUGCUAGAGUAGGAAGAACCUUUUCUUUGAGUGGUUGGUCCAGUGAUGCCCUUGACAUCCUGGUGGCAGGUUUGGAUCCAGUGGAUUCAGCCAGGCAUGUA